CCCGUCUAGCCCAGCGCCGGGCUUUGGGAGAACCGCCUCUGGGCUCGCCCAUUGCCAAGGGUGGCUGUGCUUUGGGGCCCGGGCGGGUGCACGGCGCCCAUCAUGCGUGGCUGCCCGCGGCUCGCGCUGCUCUGCGUUCUGUCCUGGCUCCUGAGGGCGGCCGGGAAGCCCCCCGCAUCGGCCCCCACGCCACGCCGUGCGGACCGCGACCCUGCCAGGGGCGCGGACUUCGAUCACGUCUACAGUGGCGUGGUGAGCCUCAGCAUCGAGAACAUCUACUCCUUCAACUACACCAGCCAGCCCGGCCAGGUAACUGCCGUGCGGGUGCACGUGAACAGUUCCUCUGAGAACCUCGACUACCCAGUGCUCGUCGUAGUGCGCCAGCAGAAACAGGUGCUGUCCUGGCAGGUGCCUCUGCCCUUCCAAGGACUAUACCAGAAGAGCUACAACUACCAGCAAGUGAGCCGCACCUUAUGUCCCUCAGAAGCAACCAAUGAGACAGGACCUUUGACACAACUGAUAUUUGUGGAUGUGGCAUCCAUGGCACCACUGGGUGCCCACUACAAACUGCUGGUCACCAAGCUCAAAGACUUCCAGCUCCGGACAAAUGUUGCCUUUCGCUUCACUGCCAGCCCCUCUCAACCUCAGUAUUUCCUCUACAAAUUUCCUGAAGAUGUGGACUCAGUUGUCAUUACAGUAGUAUCUGAAAUGGCUUAUCCAUGUUCUGUCAUCUCAGUCCAGAACAUCAUGUGUCCAGUGUAUGAUCUUGACCACAACGUGGAAUUUAAUGGUGUCUAUCAGUCUAUGACCAAGAAAGCUGCUAUCACACUACAGAAGAAGGAUUUUCCAGGUGAACAGUUCUUCGUGGUGUUUGUGAUAAAACCCGAAGAUUAUGCCUGUGGAGGAUCAUUCUUCAUCGAGGAAAAGGAGAACCAGACCUGGAAUCUACAACGAACAAAAAACCUUAAAGUGACCAUUGUCCCUUCUGUUAAAGAAUCUGUUUAUGUGAAAUCCAGUCUCUUCAGCAUCUUCAUCUUCUUGUCUUUCUACUUGGGAUGCCUGCUGGUUUUGUUUGUUCACUAUGUAAGGUUUCACAGAAAAGCCUCUGAUGGAAGCUUUGGGUCCCAUGAUGGCUCUGGAAAUAUGGCAGUGUCACAUCCAAUUAGUGCCAACACACCUGAAGGGAGCAAUUAUGGGGCAAUAGAUGAAUCAAGCUCCAGCCCAGGGAGGCAGGCAUCCUCCUCUGAUGGUGGGCACCCAUGCCACUCAGACACAGACAGCUCUGUGGAUGAGAGUGACUUCGACACUAUGCCAGACAUUGAGAGUGAUAAAAACAUCAUCCGGACCAAGAUGUUCCUGUACCUGUCAGAUCUAUCCAGGAAGGACAGGAGAAUUGUCAGCAAAAAAUACAAGAUUUAUUUUUGGAACAUCAUCACCAUCGCUGUGUUCUAUGCCCUGCCUGUGAUCCAGCUGGUCAUCACCUACCAGACAGUGGUAAAUGUCACUGGCAACCAGGACAUCUGUUACUACAACUUCCUCUGUGCCCACCCCCUGGGCGUCCUGAGUGCCUUCAACAACAUCCUAAGUAACCUGGGCCACGUCCUUCUGGGCUUCCUCUUCCUACUAAUAGUCUUGCGCCGAGACAUUCUCCAUCGAAGAGCCCUGGAAGCCAAGGACAUCUUUGCCAUGGAAUAUGGAAUUCCCAAACACUUUGGUCUCUUCUAUGCUAUGGGCAUCGCCUUGAUGAUGGAAGGAGUGCUCAGUGCUUGUUACCAUGUAUGCCCUAAUUACUCCAACUUCCAAUUUGACACCUCCUUCAUGUACAUGAUAGCGGGCCUCUGCAUGCUGAAGCUCUAUCAGACCCGCCACCCAGACAUCAACGCCAGUGCCUACUCUGCCUACGCCUCCUUCGCUGUGGUCAUCACACUCACGGUGCUCGGAGUGGUAUUUGGGAAGAAUGACGUGUGGUUCUGGGUUAUCUUCUCUGCCAUCCAUGUUCUUGCCUCUCUGGCUCUCAGCACACAGAUUUACUACAUGGGCCGAUUCAAGAUAGAUGUAUCUGACACAGCAGACCUGGGACUUUUCCGGCGGGCUGCUCUGGUGUGCUACACAGACUGCAUGCAGCAGUGUAGCCGGCCUCUGUACAUGGAUAGAAUGGUGUUGCUGGUCAUGGGAAACCUGGUUAACUGGUCCUUCGCCCUCUUUGGACUGAUCUACAGGCCCAGGGACUUUGCGUCCUACAUGCUGGGCAUCUUCAUCUGCAACCUGCUGCUCUAUCUGGCCUUCUACAUUAUCAUGAAGCUGCGCAGCUCAGAGAGGGUCCUCCCCUUGCCACUCUUCUGCAUCGUGGCCACUGCCGUGGUGUGGGCAGCUGCGCUCUACUUCUUCUUCCAGAAUCUCAGCAGCUGGGAGGGAACCCCCGCCGAGUCCCGAGAGAAGAACCGUGAGUGCGUCCUGCUGGAUUUCUUUGAUGACCAUGACAUCUGGCACUUCCUCUCUGCGACUGCUCUGUUUUUCUCAUUCCUGGUGUUAUUGACUCUGGAUGAUGACCUGGAUGUGGUGCGGAGGGACAAGAUCCCUGUCUUCUGAACCCCCAGCUAUGAAGAGGGAGCAAGGGAGCCAUCCACCUUGGUGCUGCUUCAUGCAAACUACGGUGACCACAGCAAACUGACCACUGCCAGGGCUCUGCUCCACCUGCAGACAACCAGGAUGGUGGCUGGGGAAGAGGAGAGCAAAUCCUCCAGGCGGGUGGGUAGGUGGGCAGAAGGGAGACCACAGCUAUGGACACAGGCACCGAAAGGCACCUGUCCCCAACUAUCUACAAUGCAGUCAGAAACUUUAUCAGAAGCCAUCCCACCCUCCCACUGAGACCGGCUGGCAGUGCCAAAUUGCUGCUGAACUUCUUUUGCUAGCUGCCACAGGCCUGGAACAGGCCAGCUCCUCGGAUUCCCAGUCAGAAAUGUCAACGUGGCCAUCUGCCAUCUGUGUGACACUUGCUGCUCCAUGUGUCUCAAAGCACCAGCUCACUUUCCUAAGGCCCACAGGGGAAGAGAUUCCUCCAAGAAGAAAGGUGUGGCGGACCCAGCCGGUUCACUCAUCAGCUAGUUGCCACCUCAGAAGGAAGGCACCCUGUUUCUUCCCUGCCCCAGGUCCCUGAUGUCAUUAGUGGACUUGAGGUUGGACUUGGUUCCACAUACACACCUCUUUCAUUGGGUCUUGUGCCUGGGAGCUUAACUAUUCCUCAGUGUCUUCAACUCGCGGAUGUGUGUUGACCCAUCACUCUUGGAAAGGCCCUGUUACUCAGCCGAUUUCAACUCAGCUGAGACAGAAGGCAAAAAUGGCCAGUAGUGCUAAGAGUCCAGUGGCAUCAGCAUCAAGUGGACAGACCUCACCUGAUGCACACUCAGCCAAGGGAGCAGCAUAUACUGGGCCCUUCUAUCCGCACCCCUCCAUCUUGUGCCCAUAUCACCCCCUCUUGGGAAGGAAUGAGUGUUCCAAAAGGGGCUCUCUGCUGUGGCUUCUUGAUUGAGCCCCUUGCCUAUACCUUUGUCUAGAUUGGGGAUCCACAUGUUCUCCCGGAAAUUCUCACGAGUGACUCAGGAUGGGCACAUUUUCCUCUUCCUUUCGCAUUGCACAGGGCACAGCAGAGCCUGACUCAUCUCUCCCCACCAAGGUGCAGAAAAGCUUCCCCAUGGCCCAGCACUCCUUCUGCAGCCUGGCUGGCCAGCUCCACCACGGAGCAGUCCCGUCUUGGUCCAGCGCCUCUGCCGCAUGGAGGAAGAGGUGAGCAGAAAACAGCAUUUGCAGGUGCGCACACACAUUUAUUUUUCCUGGUGAGAUGGAAGGCCCCUCUUACCUGUACUUUCUUGAUCAUUUGUUACAGAAAAAGGAUCAGGCAUUCUUUUCUCCCCUGUGCAAAAAUCAUUGUUCUUUCUUGAAAACACUUUGCCUCAUGUUUGGAAAGUUUAAACAGCAAGUCUUUUCCUGAUUGUUAUACAAAGUUGCUUUCCUUGAAGUAGUUUGUGAUUUUUUUUGUUGUUUGUUUCUAAGACAACCCCAGAUUUGUAACUGGUCUCCUGUUAUUCUUUAUUUCUUACAAGUCCUAUGUAUGAAAGCCACCAUUUAAAUGGUUGUACGAAUUUAACAUUGAAACCAAUUUUCAAACCUAUUGUGGCUGCUUGGGCCCAGUUCUUUCCCUUUAAGGCUCUGAUGGUUUCCGAUUCAGAAGAAGACCCACUUAAGAAUGUGUGAAAGAUAAAAUCCAUUCAGGUAGCCCUGGCACCCAGAGCAAACACAUGUGAAGAUGAUGCCUGUUUAGGAGCUUGUUGAGGGGAAGUGGGGGGAUAUGAAUGAAAGCAGGGAGGUGUCAGGGUUCCAGGGGUUCAUGCUGUGCCCUGGACUGUGCGUUUUAUGCUACAGUGUUACACCCUGUUCUUUGCAGCAGGAUCACAAACGCACACUAGCCUGUCUCACAAAUACGUUCUACAGGCACCUGUUAUGAAUUCUUUCUGGAGCACCCACAUUGUGGUUGAAGGACAUAGGAAAGUCAGCCGUUUGGCUGCAUCUGUGGGGCUAAUGCCGGGUAAUGUGAGCAGCAGGAGCUCAGCGAGAGCUCAGGAGCUGUCAUGCCAGCACAGACCAAGGCCCGUGCUGUUUGCUCAUGUUCACCAGCUGUGCUGUAAGCAAGCAAGCCAGUUUAGUGGGAGAGUUAGCCAGAAACCAACAGCGACUGUGAAGCGGGGGU
Messenger RNA from Ochotona curzoniae (black-lipped pika), 4744 nucleotides. It is a transcript of the gene SIDT1, whose product is annotated as SID1 transmembrane family member 1. The record is from RefSeq and is a predicted model, not a curated record. The transcript is spliced from 26 exons. Bases 103 to 2589 code for a protein of 828 amino acids. Gene Ontology annotation, cellular component: membrane. Lineage: Eukaryota; Metazoa; Chordata; Mammalia; Lagomorpha; Ochotonidae.